This is a messenger RNA of Stylonychia lemnae, 663 nucleotides long. Lineage: Eukaryota; Ciliophora; Spirotrichea; Sporadotrichida; Oxytrichidae. The record is from the annotation of a GenBank genome assembly.
AUGGAAGAUAAAAAUUUCGCUGAUACUGCUGCAGAUGAAGAGGAAAAUCUGUUUGGUGAUGACUACAACACUGCAUUUGUCAAGACAUUGCUAAGAGUUUAAAAUAAUGUGAUUAAUCUUCCUGGAGGUAGAGAGCAUUUCGAUAUCUAUUUGGCUAAGACAAUAUAUCCAGUUCUUGUUCCAGGUCUGGAGAGUCUUGCCAGAGAAAUUGACAGAUUCAUCAACUCAGAUGGAGAAUUUUUAAUGAGAAAUAACCCCAAGUAUGGACAUAAGCUUGAAUAUACAGACAUCUUCAAGCAAUAUGCUAAAAUUGAGAAAAUUAGGAGAUUCUUUUCAAUAAAGAGACAAAAGGUUUAUAAGCAUUUCAUGCUCCAGCCUUAUCAAGGCAACUUUGUGAAGAGACACAUUAAGGAAUUUAUAAAAUCAAUUGAUGAUUUCUUGAAGAUAGAGGGCAAGCUUGUAGCUAAUUUUUAAAUCUAUGAGAACUUCCCACAUUUAGGAGAUGAUGAAGUAGUCACAUUUGAGAGAUUCUAUGAUAUUCUUUCAAAAUGGGCUAUCUAAUAAGAUAAGAUGUCCUAUGAGGACUUUGCCACAUUUGAAGACGAAGCUGCUAAAGAAGAAUAGAUCGAAGCAUUCAAAAAGAUGACUGAUAGAAUUCUAUGA